GUCUUUGUGAAAAUGAUAGGACAGAACGUAGGUGCCCUUGAUGAGCAAGUAACACAAGCAGAAGCUGAACUGGGGAUGUUUCCAAAUGCAUUCAAAAAAAUAUUGCACUCAUUUAGCGCUCAAUCGUUCCUUAAUAAAUCAUCCUCUCCAAAAAAACAGCAGCGAAAGUAUGAACCUGCAUCUCUCUUUAAAACAGAAGACUACUUUCCAGCAGAACAUUCACAGUCACAAGAAUGAAGCAGUACAAAGAAUGGGUUACAAUUGCCUAACAUUUCUGGGUAUAGUGAGCAAUACGGAUUCAACAUCAAAAUCUUUCAUGAAAUUGGGCAAUGUUUACUGUUCCUUGCAGUCUAACAUUCUAACUGUGGGAAAUUACUUUGGAUAAUUUCAGGUAAAAGUAAUGCUGCUUAAAUGCUAAUGGUAAAUAUAUGAACAUAAGAAAAAGGCAGAUUUCUUAAUCGUCUACUGAUUUAUAUGUUUACAUUAGUAAAAGGUAGAUUCACGUGCUAUUUUGAUAACUAUGCAGUUGAAGAUUCCAUGUCUUAUCUAAAAGACUGGUGUUUGAUUUUGUUGUACAGUAUUCCUGCUAAAUGCCAAGUAAUUACUUUGCACUUUCUUCAAAUAUGUGCCUUUUUUGCCUUUAAAAUUAAACUUCAAUAGUUAUUUUAAAUACUGCAAACUCGAGAGGACAACAAUUGCAUGCCUAAUUACCAGCACUAAAACACAUAUCUUUUUAAACUAUUUGUUAGUAUAUUUAUCACUGAAUUUUGUAAAUGAAUAGUUUUUGUGUUGGAAAAUAUUAAA
Molecule: messenger RNA, 804 nt
Organism: Callorhinchus milii (elephant shark)
Lineage: Eukaryota; Metazoa; Chordata; Chondrichthyes; Chimaeriformes; Callorhinchidae
Gene: bloc1s4
Product: biogenesis of lysosomal organelles complex-1, subunit 4, cappuccino
Cellular component (GO): BLOC-1 complex
Source: RefSeq, a predicted model, not a curated record